Messenger RNA from Ahaetulla prasina, 409 nucleotides. RefSeq names its product rho-related GTP-binding protein RhoD-like. The record is from RefSeq and is a predicted model, not a curated record. The annotation marks the transcript as partial. Gene Ontology annotation, molecular function: GTPase activity; GTP binding. NCBI's taxonomy places the organism in Eukaryota, Metazoa, Chordata, Lepidosauria, Squamata, Colubridae. Gene Ontology annotation, biological process: cell migration; small GTPase-mediated signal transduction. The transcript has 2 exons.
CCUCUAUGACCUAUAGUUGCUAUGCUGAAGACUUUGAUUUUCAGCUGUAGACGGACAGGAAAUAAGCACAAAUGUGAGAGUAGAAAACUACUCGGAAAGAAAAGGCAUCUUCAUGGCUUGUUUUCUUAGAUCAUUGAAAAAGACCUUGUUGUAGUGUCCUGAGAAUUGGUCAACAUGCAAAGAAGUCAAGAGGCUCCAGGACAGUCAGGGUCCAAACAAGAGACCAGAGGAAUUACUGAGAUCAAGCUGGUGGUAAUAGGAGAUGGAGGUUGUGGGAAAACAUCCAUGCUUAUAGUCUUUGCAAAAGGAGAAUUCCCUAAGGUUUAUGUCCCAACAGUUUUUGAGAAAUACUUUGCACCCUUUCGCAUCAGUGACAAGCAAGUCCAUAUCAGUCUUUGGGACACAGCAG